AUAAAACAAAAAUACUGUUCCCUCAAUUCUCAUAUUCCGCACUUUUCACAAUCAAGUUUCUCUUCUCUCGUAUCGUCUUCAUCCUCUCGUCAUCCAUGGCUCGUACAAAGCAAACCGCUCGCAAGUCCACCGGUGGAAAGGCUCCCAGGAAGCAACUCGCCACCAAGGCUGCGAGAAAAUCUGCUCCCACAACCGGUGGAGUCAAGAAGCCUCAUCGUUAUCGCCCUGGAACCGUUGCUCUUCGUGAGAUCCGAAAAUACCAGAAGAGCACCGAGCUUCUGAUCCGCAAGCUUCCCUUCCAGCGUCUCGUUCGUGAAAUUGCCCAAGACUUCAAGACGGAUUUGAGAUUCCAAAGUCACGCCGUUCUUGCGCUUCAGGAAGCUGCGGAGGCUUAUCUUGUGGGUUUGUUUGAGGACACCAAUUUGUGUGCGAUUCAUGCGAAGAGGGUCACCAUCAUGCCCAAGGACAUUCAACUUGCCCGCCGUAUUCGUGGAGAACGUGCUUAGAUGGAUGUCGUAGUUUCUUUUUCGUUUUCCAAUACAUUUCGUGUUCUUAGGGCUUUAGUAAUUUUAAUUCAAGUUUCUUUGCGUUAUUGUAUAGAUAGAUACGAAUGGACCAACCUCUUCAGUUUGAAUAGUUCGUAAAGAAAAACAUCUGAAUAAUUAGAUUAUUGUUGGACCAGUUUGUUGUGAAAUUAAUCUUUUACAUUCAAGUCUUUGCAAUUUGUUAAUUAUCUGUGCUUGGGUUUCUUAUACUGAUUUUGUUUUUCUUGGGUUAUUUUAUUAAUACGCGGUUAGGAGUGGUUAUUUUACGCGUUUUUGACCCAAUCACAUUAAGGUAGGCAAUAGUCUCGUUCAAUUGCAAUAAAUUGUGUUGGGUCGAACCUUCGAGGAAUUAUAAUAACUAAAAUUGCUAUCAGUGGUGGACUGGUGGGUUGGAAAUUUUCAACUGCAUUGUUAGU
Abrus precatorius (Indian licorice) is the source of this 961-nucleotide messenger RNA. Its product is annotated as histone H3.3. Bases 96 to 506 code for a protein of 136 amino acids. Gene Ontology annotation, molecular function: structural constituent of chromatin; protein heterodimerization activity; DNA binding. The record is from RefSeq and is a predicted model, not a curated record. Gene Ontology annotation, cellular component: nucleosome. The transcript has 4 exons. Lineage: Eukaryota; Viridiplantae; Streptophyta; Magnoliopsida; Fabales; Fabaceae.